UAUCAGUUGCCGUGGAGUGAUUUGACGGAGGGAGAGUCUUGUGGCUGGACCAUCUGUGCGCUGCUUCGGCUGUUCCCUAACGCGCAUCUAAUGUUUCUCUUCCAUUUGGAAAGAUAGUAGGAACAGAUCACGCUUGUGAAUCGUGCAUGCCAGGAGCGGAGGAUCCUGUCGCCGGUCAACGGCAGCUUUUUAAAAACAAUUUCCCCCCUCAUGAUACACUAAUUAAUCGGAGGCAUGUGGAAUUGCAUAAGGAUUACGAAUUGCUUUCUUAUGGUGUGUCUGCUGUUGACAUUAUAUACUAAGGUGUCCCACUCCUCGGGCUAUUUUGAGCUACAGCUGAUUACCGUACAGAAUGUAAACGGUGAGUUGUCGGACGGGGAAUGCUGCGAUGGCAGUAGGAACACACAGGACCUCCGCUGUAGCCGGGACGAGUGCGACACAUACUUUAAAGUAUGUUUAAAGGAAUUUCAAUCCGAGGUCACGACAAAAGGCGCUUGCACUUACGGAAGUGGAUCUACUAACGUUCUUGGUGGAAAUAAUUUUCAUUUUAAGAAUAUCAAAAACAAUCAAAACAAAAUCUACGGUGCUGGCAAGAUUAUAAUUCCUUUCCAAUUCGCUUGGCCGCGGUCCUACACCCUCAUCGUGGAGGCCUGGGACUGGGACAAUGACACGCGCAACAACGAUGGCCUGUUGAUCGAUCGGAACAUCCACAAGGGGAUGAUGAACCCCGGGGACGAAGGGCAGACCAUCCAGCACAACGGCCCCAUCGCCAGCUUCAACUACACCAUCCGCGUCAAGUGCGACGAGAACUACUACAGCAUCAAGUGCAACAAGCAGUGCCGCCCCCGCGACGACUACUUCGGCCACUACGUGUGCGACCAGUUUGGGAACAGGGGCUGCAUGGAGGGCUGGAUGGGUCCGGACUGCCGAACAGCUAUCUGCAAGCAAGGCUGUAACCUCCUCCAAGGGGGCUGCGCGGUGCCUGGAGGAUGCACGUGUAACUACGGCUGGCAGGGCCCGUUCUGCGACGAGUGCAUCCCUUACCCGGGCUGCAUUCACGGGACCUGCUCCAAGCCGUGGCAGUGCAGCUGCGAGAAGAACUGGGGCGGCCUGCUGUGCGAUAAAGAUCUGAACUACUGUGGGACCCAUCACCCCUGCGUGAACGGAGGGACCUGCAUGAACACAGAGCCGGACGAGUACCACUGCGCCUGUCCCGACGGGUACUCGGGCAAGAACUGUGAGAUCGCGGAGCACGCCUGCGUGUCCAACCCCUGUGCCAACGGGGGCACCUGCCACGAAAUACCGUCUGGGUUCGAGUGUCAGUGUCCGCCGGGCUGGGGGGGAGCCACUUGUGCCAAAGACACGGACGAGUGUGCCUCUAACCCCUGCGACAAGGGCGGGACCUGCAUAGACGGCGAGAACAGUUUUGAGUGCCUCUGCCCCCCUCAGUGGGCUGGGAAGACCUGCCAAUUAGAUGCUAAUGAGUGCACUCUCACUCCGAACCCUUGCCAUAAUGCUUACUCUUGCAAAAACUUAAUUGGUGGAUAUCAUUGUGACUGCUUACAAGGAUGGGCUGGACAAAACUGUGACAUCAAAAUAAACGCCUGCCACGGACAGUGCCUGAACGGAGCGGCAUGCAAGCCGGACAAGGAGGCGCACAGGGGCUACCGCUGCGUGUGCCCGCAGGGCUUUGUGGGCAUACACUGCGAGAUCCAGUCGGACUCCUGCGCCAGCAGCCCGUGCCGCAACGGCGGGCAGUGCCACAACGUGGUGGGCAGCUUCGUCUGCGAGUGUCUGGAGGGCUUCUCCGGUGCCACGUGCGAGGUGAAGUCUAAUCCCUGCAGCCCCAACCCCUGCCAGAAUAAGGCUCAGUGCCACAGCCUCAUGGACGACUACUACUGUGCCUGUCCUGAGGACUACGAGGGCAAGACCUGCUCUGACCUCAAGGACCACUGCAAGACCACCCCCUGUGAAGUGAUUGACAGCUGCACCAUCGCCGUGGCGACCAACGCCACAGAGGAGGGUGUGCGGCACAUCUCGUCCAACGUGUGCGGCCCCCACGGGCGCUGCAUCAGCCUGCCUGCCGGAAACUUCACCUGCUCCUGCGAGCAGGGCUUCACCGGGAUCUACUGCCACGAGAAUAUCAACGACUGCGUCUCCAGCCCCUGCAAGAACGGGGGCACCUGCAUCGACGGGGUCAACUCCUUCAUGUGCUUCUGUCCUGAUGGGUGGGAGGGCGCCCUCUGUGACCUCAACGUGAACGAAUGCGGCCGCAACCCGUGCAAGAACAACGGCCGCUGUGUGGACCUGGUGAACGACUUCUACUGCGAGUGCCUGGACAACUGGAAGGGGAAGACCUGCCAUUCGCGUGAAAGCCAGUGUGAUGCCAGCACUUGCAGUAACGGGGGGACUUGCUAUGACCACGGAGAUGCCUUUCGCUGUGCCUGCCCCCCAGGAUGGGGUGGCAGCACCUGCAACACAGCUAAGAACAGCACGUGCGCGUCGGGCCCCUGCGAAAAUGGCGGGACCUGUGUAGGAGGGGGCAACGCGUUCACCUGCAUCUGCAAGGAUGGCUGGGAGGGGCCCACGUGCACACAGAACACUAAUGACUGCAACCCUCACCCCUGCUACAACGGUGGCAUCUGUGUGGAUGGAGUCAACUGGUUCCGAUGCGAGUGUGCCCCCGGUUUCGCUGGACCAGACUGCCGAAUCAACAUUGAUGAAUGCCAGUCGUCCCCCUGUGCCUACGGCUCCACCUGCAUAGACCAGAUUAACGGCUUCCGCUGUGUUUGUCCUGUGGGCCGGGCCGGGCCUCGCUGCCAAGAGUUUAUAGGCGUUGGGAAGACGUGUCGCUACGCCGGGCUGCAGUUUCCACACGGCAGCCGCUGGGAGGAGGAGUGCAACAGCUGCCAGUGCAUGAACGGAAACGUGCAGUGCAGCAAGGUCAUGUGUGGCCGUCGACCAUGCCUUCUGCAGAGGACGUCGGGGCAAGAGCGCCACCAGUGUCCCGCAGGCCAAGAGUGCCAGGAGCACAACUUCCUGACCUGCUUCUCACCCCCGUGCCACCAGUGGGGCAUCUGCUCUUCGGCCGACCCGUCGCCCCCCAUCAACACCAAGUGCGAGCCGAACACCGGGUACCUGGACAACAGCUGCGCCAGGAUCACGCUCAUCUUCAACCGAAACAAGGUUCCACUGGGAACAACGGUGGAGAACAUCUGCACGGAGCUGAGGUACCUGCCCGCCACUCGAACCCUGGCCAAGGACCGCUCCCUGCUGCUGCUCUGUGACCUCUCCUACUCCAACCCAGAUGCAGUGGAGGUGGCCAUUUCCUUCGAGCAGAAUGAGCAGGAUAACAGCCUGAUCCAGGAAGCUGCCAGCACCAUCAUCAACACGCUGUACAAGAGCCACAACAGCACCGUCAUGCUGGCCGUCAUCGAGGUCAAGGUGGAGACGCAGGUCAUGCCGAAAUCAGUGGAUUACCUGGUACCUGUGCUGUGCGUGGUCUUUAGCCUGCUGUGGAUCUUCUGCAUCAUCAUCUGCAUCUGGUGGACCCGCAAGCGGAGAAAAGAGCGGGAAAGAAGCCGGGCGCCGGUGGAGGAGAGCGUCAACAACCAGUGGGAACCGCUGAAGCCCGGCCGCCAGCAGCACAAGGACAACAGGGACAUUCAGUACGAAUGCAAGAAGCUCAUGUCCUCCUCCGACAGGACUUGCGACGGGGGGGAGGAAGAGGAGGACGAGGAGGAGCUGGAGCUGGAGGAGGGCAUGGAGGUCGACAAGUGCCCCUCCCACAAGUACUCAAAGACUGCGGUGCAGGCCAAAGAAGUCAUCUGCACUACGCGCAGCUCCCCGGUCAAGCGACCCCACCGGACCACCAACAGUCCCAAGGACAACCGCUGUAAAAACGUCAACGCUGCCAACGUCAGCCAGGAAAUCAAAGACCACUACGUAUGAACGAGCGAACGAGGGACGAGGGGGCAUUCAAACAAAGAAUGAAAGCCUCCAUCUCUCCGCGCUAUUUCAGACAAAGAGUUAAAAAAAAGUUAUUUUUAUUAUUUUUAUUUUUUCUGUCUGUAAAUUAUUUGAGGCUCUGCGACGAAGCAGAGAAGAUUCUCUUUUUGAUAUUAGCAUUAUUUUCUAUGUUCGGCUAUUGCAAAAAACAAAAACAAAAAAAACGGCAUUUCUUUUUACCAGGGAGUUUGAGGCCUGAUUUUGCGACGUACUGUUAAAAAUUUUUAAAAAGGAAAAAAAAAAAAGCCGUAAAAAAAAAGAUAUUUGUACAAAGAUGUUUUUUUGUUUACAGGUAAUUCAUGUUUUUUUUAACGGGAGGGCCCUCUCCAAGCGUAUUGUGUGGAAUGGGUUUCCGAGCGACGUGCGGAAUCCUGUGAGGACUGUGAGGAAUCGUUGAAUGGCAGCUCUUUACUUUACAUCACGCAUCGUACUACUGUCGGUCUUCUCUGGCCCGAAUCUGCCUUACCAAGCGCACAGCUCCACAAAGCGGGACGACCUGUGUGACUGAAGUGGCCUUUUUUUUCUUUGUCGUCUUCUCUAAGCCUGUACAAGGAUUUCAGUAUUUGUGUUGGUAGCAAGUGCCUUUGGAGCCCUUUGUUUUUCACCGUCAGACCCUAUAAUUAGCAGUCAAACAAAGGGAAAGAUGUCCUUUCAGAAUUCUUUUUCGUAUAACCAUAAAGGUAUUUGAUCAAAAAAAGAGAGAGAAAAGAAACAUUGUAUAUAUGUACAUAUUAAAGGAAUCGCUGUGUAUAUUUGAAGUUAGUAACUUAAGACAAGUCACACUUUUUUAUUAUUGUUAUUAUUAUUAAUAUUAUUUUGUUUUUUUUUUUACAAUGCCAUUCCUUUUAUUUAUGUCAGUUGACAAAGGCAGGUUUUAACAGUUAAGAAACAGUAUCCCACUUUACCUUAAGAGCAUUAAUAUAAUCAUUGAUCAUCAUUUUUUUUUGUCUGCUUUACUUUAAAUGAAAAAUAACACUAAGAGAUUGUGUAACGUAUGGCGACAUGUUUGUUUGCUUCUCCAGUUGGGGGGUCCCCUGUCCCAAACUGAGGCUUAUGUUUUUCAAGACAUUUGUGGAAGUUCCUAACGAAUGCCUUAGGUGUGGCCGCUUGCCCCACUUAAUUUACUUUGUGAAUACUAGUAUGUCAAAUUUUGUGAUACUAUGUAUUAGUGCAUCAUAUUUCUGCUUUGAAUUUAGGCUUAAUGAAGGGAACAAUUUUUUGUUGUUGUCAAGCUUUUGUGUUAGUGCUGUUUCUGCACAGCAGCAGACUGGGAAACAUACAACGAUUGAAACAAAGUGGAUUACCUCAAACAGUAGUGGAUUUUAUUUUGUAAUGUUUAAUAUUGCAACUCUUGGAGAAGAGUCUUGUUUCAAUAUUUGAGACAAUGCAAAAUCAAAGAAUGAAAAAAAAACACUACCCAUAUUAGAGCCGGUAAACAAAGAUUUGUUUGGGAAAAAGAAAAGAAAAGAAAAAAACGGGGAGAAAUUUGAAUGUGCAGAAAAAUUGUAAUUAUUUUGUACAAAAAGUUGCUUUGCAAAGUCAUUUGGUUCGUUUAGUGGAAUUUUGUUUGUUCUUAGAAAUAAAUCAAACUAUUUAUUAAAGCAUUUUAUAACAAUGUCAUUCGAAAGCCUUCUGUGGACUGGUGUUGAGUAUUACAAGACAUGAAUAGUACAAGAGUUAGCAUACAUUUUCUGGGCUGGCCUGUGCCUUUUACAUAUUGUGUGCUUAGCUAAUUAUUUAUUUUAAGCAAAUAUUCCAACACCAGACUUCCAAACACCUUAGUAACAUGCCAUUCUUUAUUUCAAACCUGUAGUAAAAAGGACAUUUUGUAUUUUCAAAUAGAGUAAAAUAUGUCAAAUGUGUCUGUCAGUUUUGAAAUAGCUGUAAUAAAUUUGGUUUGGAGUUUGUUCAAUA
This is a messenger RNA of Anguilla anguilla (European eel), 5922 nucleotides long. RefSeq names its product protein jagged-2-like. The record is from RefSeq and is a predicted model, not a curated record. Bases 235 to 3951 code for a protein of 1238 amino acids. Gene Ontology annotation, biological process: multicellular organism development; heterophilic cell-cell adhesion; establishment or maintenance of epithelial cell apical/basal polarity. Gene Ontology annotation, molecular function: Notch binding; calcium ion binding. Gene Ontology annotation, cellular component: plasma membrane; protein-containing complex. The transcript is spliced from 26 exons. NCBI's taxonomy places the organism in Eukaryota, Metazoa, Chordata, Actinopteri, Anguilliformes, Anguillidae.